AUGCUCCCCUUGAGUGGUCGAGCUAACUCAAGUGAAAAAGAUACAAGAGCACUUCAAGUAGACUUGGUGAAGUCCAAGGCCCCAAUAUAUGGCCUAGAGGAUGAGAAUAAGUCUCUUCUUGAUCGGCAUGGUUUAGGCUACACAAAUGAAUCCACCAAUAUUUCUUCCAAGAUCAUGUUUGUGUAUGGUAUCACCAACCCAUCACCCCCACAAGUAGGCACUAGCUCUAAAGUUGAUAAUAGUGGUAAGGGUAGGCAUACAAAUAGGAAAGUUCUUAAAGAAGCUAAAACCAAUUAUGAUUUGUACUAUACUCGUGGAGAAAUG
Messenger RNA from Ilex paraguariensis (yerba mate), 324 nucleotides. The record is from the annotation of a GenBank genome assembly. Lineage: Eukaryota; Viridiplantae; Streptophyta; Magnoliopsida; Aquifoliales; Aquifoliaceae.